CUUCCUUUCUCCAGCGGCCACUCCGCAUCGACCGACAAACUUUUUCUCCGACAAAUUCUCUCCGGCAGACUCCCUCCGGCAACCUGAAAAAAUGUACCAAUGCAUUAAAAAGUGUGCCAAUCUAUUAGUCUACUGGUAAUUAAUAUACCAGUGCUAGUAGUACGCUACCAGUACGUUAAAAAUGUACCAGUACUAGCGGUACUAGUAAAAAAUGUACCAGUACUAGUGGUACGCUACUAGUACAACGCUACCAGUAGAGAAUAACACAACGCAACUAGCACUGGUAGCGCUACCACUAGCAUGGGUAGCGGUACCAGUAAAGAAUAACACACAAAAAAAAUAGAUGAUAGUGGUACCAGAUGUUAGGGGAGCCACUGGUAUUGGUACCAGUGAGUAGUGGUAGCGAACCAAUAGCGCUACCAGUGGUAUUGGUACCAGUAGAGACUAUCAGAUCUGGAAAAAAAUAGGGAUGAGGAAAGAGGGAGGCAGGGAAGAGUCUUGACCUCGCGGCGGCGGCAUAAAAAUGGUGGCGGGGUCAGCGUGGCACGACGGUAGGCGCGACAGGGCUGAGAGAGGGGGAGGACAACGGCGCGGCAGGAACGACGAGGACAUCGGCGCGACAGGGCGGCGGGGACAGCAGGCGCUGCAGGGUAGUGAGGACAGCCGGCGCGACGGAGGUCAGGGGUGGCGGUGGGCAUGGGAGAGGAAGAGGGAGCUGCGGUGGUGGGAGGGCUGUGGCGGCGGAGAGAGGGGGAGGAGAGACGGUGAUGUCUACGGGAGAGAGGGAGAAGAGAGAGGGAGGAUGGAGGAGUUAGAAUUUUUGUUCUUUUUAUAUGGUAGGGUGAAUGAUUGGGUGUGGCAAAUCUUUACCCUUCCAAAAAUAUCCUUCCUUUAAUCUUAACCGUAAAUUUAAAAAAAGAAGAAAGAAACAGGAGAGAGAGCGUAUCCAAGGGCUAUGAAGUGGGUUGUCACCGUAUCUCGUCCCGUGGCAAAUAUUCUGAUUUCCAUACCCAAAAUCAUAUUAGGAAAAUGAGUAAUCAAAGUAAAAAACGAUCAAGAAAUUAGUCUUAAAUGG
Linum trigynum is the source of this 1075-nucleotide messenger RNA. The record is from the annotation of a GenBank genome assembly. Lineage: Eukaryota; Viridiplantae; Streptophyta; Magnoliopsida; Malpighiales; Linaceae.